This is a messenger RNA of Suricata suricatta (meerkat), 1473 nucleotides long. RefSeq names its product galanin receptor 1 (gene GALR1). Lineage: Eukaryota; Metazoa; Chordata; Mammalia; Carnivora; Herpestidae. The transcript is spliced from 3 exons. The record is from RefSeq and is a predicted model, not a curated record. Gene Ontology annotation, molecular function: galanin receptor activity. Gene Ontology annotation, biological process: negative regulation of adenylate cyclase activity; G protein-coupled receptor signaling pathway; positive regulation of cytosolic calcium ion concentration. Gene Ontology annotation, cellular component: membrane. Bases 1 to 1050 code for a protein of 349 amino acids.
AUGGAGCUGGCAGCCGGGAACCUCAGCGAGGGGAACGCGAGCGGCCCCGAGCCCCCGGCCCCGGAGCCCAGGCCGCUGUUCGGCAUCGGCGUCGAGAACUUCGUCACCCUGGUGCUGUUCGGCCUGAUCUUCGCUCUCGGCGUGCUGGGCAACAGCCUGGUGAUCACGGUGCUGGCGCGCAGCAAGCCGGGCAAGCCGCGCAGCACCACCAACCUGUUCAUCCUCAACCUGAGCAUCGCCGACCUGGCCUACCUGCUCUUCUGCAUCCCCUUCCAGGCCACGGUGUACGCGCUGCCCACCUGGGUGCUGGGCGCCUUCGUCUGCAAGUUCAUCCACUACUUCUUCACCAUCUCCAUGCUGGUCAGCAUCUUCACCCUGGCCGCGAUGUCGGUGGACCGCUACGUGGCCAUCGUGCACUCGCGGCGCUCCUCCUCCCUGCGGGUGUCCCGCAACGCGCUGCUGGGCGUCGGCUUCAUCUGGGCGCUGUCCAUCGCCAUGGCCUCGCCCGUGGCCUACCACCAGCGCCUCUUCCACUGGGAGGUCAGCAACCAGACCUUCUGCUGGGAGCAGUGGCCCAACCAGCGCCACAAGAAGGCCUACGUGGUGUGCACCUUCGUCUUCGGCUACCUGCUGCCGCUGUUGCUCAUUUGCUUCUGCUAUGCCAAGGUUCUUAAUCAUUUGCAUAAAAAGCUGAAGAACAUGUCAAAGAAGUCAGAAGCAUCGAAGAAAAAGACCGCACAGACAGUUCUGGUCGUGGUUGUGGUCUUUGGGAUCUCCUGGCUGCCGCACCACGUCAUCAAUCUCUGGGCCGAGUUUGGGGUCUUCCCGCUGACCCCCGCCUCCUUUCUCUUCAGGAUCGCCGCCCACUGCCUGGCCUACAGCAACUCCUCGGUGAAUCCUAUCAUAUACGCGUUUCUCUCUGAAAAUUUUAGGAAGGCCUAUAAGCAAGUGUUCAAGUGCUACGUGCAGAGUGAGUCAUCUCUUAAUGAUAAGAAAGGAAAUAAAAGCCGGAUAGACACCCCGCCGUCCACCAAUUGCACUCACGUGUGAGGGCGCCAGAGCAGCGUGCGGAACCUCAGGCAGAAGACGUGCGACUCGGGUUGGCAAGUCCACAGCUUCUUGUGCUGAUGAUGACUCACGUCACCUUAUCUCCACUUGCUUUUGAAAAAGCACUUUGAUCCAUGUAGGAAAUAUCUAGGUCUAGUGAAGAUUACUUCUAAAUUUUAUUUCAAAAAACAAAAUAACAUGUUACGUAGUUUUAUGCCUUCAUGGAAAUGAGAGGUUAAUAGCAUUCCAUCGCUAUGUUCAGUUCUUCAGAGAACAAGGACCUAGAAAUACAGUCGGGAAGACAGGCGAUCGCCAUUUCGAAGCCGAUUUAUUUAGAAAAAAACACACGUAUGUGUUAAUUCUUCAGUUUUAAGAAAAGAGGUAAUAUUGUGAGGUAUGUGUUUUAAAAUAUGAUCGUGGACACAC